CCUGAUUUCAACAAUUUAUGCAAGCAUCUCCAACAGAUUACAGGUUGGCUUAAGAAUUGUUCAUAACAAUUGUUUCGAUUUCUUUUGUUUCACAGGUACUGAUAGAGUUUCAUUUGCAGGAUUUCGCGCCUGUAAAUGUUUAUAUAAUCACUACCGAUUGAAUUUGUUUGGGGUUUGCACACCAUGCGAAACAGUCGGACUAAAAUGUCAGGAUGAGUUUGCGAAUCUUUCAGUUGGCUUUUGGUGGCACUGGAAAGAUAAGACACACUUAGGACUGUACAGAAACUUCAGUAAAAGCGUAAAGGAUUUCUUCUUUACUCCUGAAUUACACAACGGAAAAGACUCCGGCAUUGAAUACCCGUACACUGUUCCUCAACCGCACAGAUGUCCCAUGGCAGAUGUUUGUAAGGGAGGUUUGGAUUCUUCAUGUGAGGCUGGUUAUAAAGGGCCAUUAUGUUCAGUUUGUAGUGAUGGAUAUUAUAAACAACUGAAGAAAUGUAAGCUGUGCCCAACAAAAAAAUGGAUGAUCGGACAGUGUGCAAUUAUUGGGGCAUUAGUUAUGUUACUGGUUAUACUUGUGGUGUGGAGAAGCAAGAAAAAGUGCAAAAAGAACGCUGGACGAUCUUUCCUUGACGAGGUCCUCGGAAGGAUUAAAGUUAUUAUUGCCUUUUAUCAGGUGACGUUUGGUAUCAUGGAGGCGUUUUCAUACAUAAAAUGGCCUGAAAGUCUUAAUGUUAUUGGAGAGUUUUCCCAGAUAAUGCAGAUAAACAUCCUUCAGAUAGCUCCCCCCCACUGCAUCCUUCCUGGCUUGGGAGUCGACGCAUUGGGAAGUUUGCUUGCAACUAUGGGGUUGAACAUUGCAGCAGUCAUCAUCGCCUUUACUGGCCUUGCCCUUGCCUCCUGGACAUCGACACGACAUAUGUUGAAUGAAGAGCAAAAAAUGAAGAAAAAAGAACGUGUUAAAGCGGUCGUAAAGAGAAGUCUGUUUUUCUUUCUUUACGUGACCUAUCUGAACACUUGCCUAAAAACUGUUCAAGUCUUGCCUCUUACCUGCCACAAAAUCUGCGUUGACCAAAACGAUGAAAGCUGCGUGGAGUACCUAAAGGCCGACUACCGCAUUGACUGCAAAGGAGAGAGGUACAAACGAUUAGUCAUCGUGGGAUACUGUUCCAUUGUGUAUGUGAUUUUUCUGCCUGCUGCCGCUUUCAUAGCAAUUUGGAAACGACAGAGAGCGGCGAGGGAAGCUGAGGACGAAGCAACAGACGGCACAAAUGAUUUUAAAGGCCGAGGCACCAUGGAAACGGGAUUGCGAUUCUUACACGAAAGCUACACCUCUCGUUGUUGGUAUUGGGAACUGGUAGAGACAUUUCGAAAGGUUAUUUUGACAUCUGGAUUGAUCCUUUUGGAUAGCGAGAGCAGAGGUUACAUUGGGCUAGCAUUGCUUUCGUCAGGAUUCUAUGGGAUAUAUUUCGCCCUAAAAAGGCCAAUAAAUGAUCCAUUCGAAAACAAGCUUAUGCUGUCUUCACUUGCCGUUACCUUCGUAAACCUUGCAGUAGGAGCCGUGAGCACAAUUCCGAGUGAGGGUUUUGGCACAUCAUUCGACCCAAUAGUGGAUAAUCUGUUGUUCAAUGGCUUGGUCAUUGUUGCCAACUGCUUGGUUAUUGGACUCCUUGUCGGUAAGUUAACACUAUCAUGCAUUCUAUUGGUCUGUCACAAAUCCUCUUACAUUUUACUGGCGGGCUCAUACCUUAACUGGGGCACAAUGAUUUGCUUGGUGAAAGUUCUUGCAAUGAAAGAUACAUAGAUUACUUCAUAAUUAAAUGAGUGCUCACGAUUCUUAAUCAAGAGUCAGUGUACAGCGAACCAUAACAAGAAAGUUAUUUGUUUAUUAAAUGAGUAAGAAGAUAUAAUGAAAGUUGUUUUCAUUUCUUUGACUUUCAAUCAAAACCAAAUCAAAGAGGACGGAACGGUCUUCUUAGAUCAGGCCUCUACGUUCUACGAUUUACUGGCAAGUGGGGGGGAUAACUAGCUUGUUCAAUACGAAGUUACAGGAGAUUGCUAUUUUAAUGUUUAAAAUCAAGAAUAAAUUAUUACCGACAAAUAGAAUGGGACUCUUUCUUCGUUCACGGGAAGAAUAUCAUACACCAAGAGAAAGAACUUUUACGUACGGAAAACACUGACUUAGGUCUUAUGGUGGAAGUUAUAUUAAGUAUGAGCGAUAGAAAUGAGAUAUCCCGAAAGAAAAUCAAAGAAAGUAUGAGGAAAAAGGACUUGGAAGGCGGAGGGUGGGCUUAAAUCAAGGGACAACAUAUAAGGGAAACCGUCAUCUCUCAAGCGAGCACCUGCGGUCAUUUUUAUCCCGCCAAGAUUCUUUAAGUCGUAUUUUCGCUAAUUAUUACUAUUGGUGUGGGGUCAAAUCUGACCCCACGUUGAUUUUUUGAUAACAUUUCACAAAUCACUUUAAGAAAAAAAAAUCUGGAUAAAACACAUGGAACUCAUCGCUUUAGAGACGAGAAGAAAACUGGGACAGGUUAACUUUCGCAAAGACUUCUGGGACUGUUACCACACAGAGAAAAAAAAUUGGCCAAUAGCUGACUGGAGCCAAGAAAAAAUUGCGGAAAACAUUUCUCCUCCAGUUCCCUUCUCCUUUCUAAAGUGGUGAAAAAAAGAUAACCUGACUUUACAUAAACCCUGUUUGGCUUCUUGAGAUAACCAGGAAGGUGGUUACCAAGCCUUUAAGCUACACUUACUGUCUUGAGCGCUGGGCCGGUGUUUCGGCUUGUUACAAGACUACUAAAAAGCGGUAUUCUUACAGAAAAAAAGGUUCAAAAACAGGUCUUCAUGUCUUUCCUCUGUUGAAGCUAUAAAGGCCACGUUGUAAUGUGAAAGAGUUUGUAAUUUGUUUCAGUGCAGUAUAUGGCGUAUAUUUACCACUACGUAAAAGAAUGGCGCAAGAAUCCAAAGUGCUCAUUAUCCUGCUGUCUGGCCUUGCUAUUGCCCCUUAAUCAACUACAAGGAGAAAUACGUGGAUUAACUGAGAGGAACUUACUGAGUCAGCAGCUACAAACUGGUAGAAUGGAGAUGCCAUCGAUUGUUAGCACUUUAAAGGACAGUGGGGCAGUUGAUAUUACUCUUGAAGAGCACAAUGCAGAACGCGAACAAGAAGAAGAAACAGAAAACGAGAUAAGUAUGAUUGAAAAGGGCGUUCGUACACUCGCUAAAGUAAGUGUUCAUGAGCUUCCAAGGGGAACUUAUGCUCUUGAAGAGCACAAUGCAGAACGCGAACAAGAAGAAGAAACAGAAAACGAGAUAAGUAUGAUUGAAAAGGGCGUUCGUACACUCGCUAAAGUAAGUGUUCAUGAGCUUCCAAGGGGAACUUAUGCUCUUGAGGAGCUCAAUGCAGAACGCGAACAAGAAGAAGAAACCGAAAACGAGGUAAGUAUGAUUGAACAGGGCCUUCUUACACUCCCUAAAGUCAGUGUUCAUGAGCCUCCAAUGGUAAUUUAUGAAACCGCAGUCUAA
Molecule: messenger RNA, 3522 nt
Organism: Porites lobata
Lineage: Eukaryota; Metazoa; Cnidaria; Anthozoa; Scleractinia; Poritidae
Source: the annotation of a GenBank genome assembly